CAAGAGUUUGUGUUGUUCUAUUAAACCAGAUGUGUAUCUUUCCAAUAAGACACCAGUAAGUUCCAAUGCUUAACACAUUAUCUUCUCUUUCUGCGUCUCUGUUCUGACAUUUUGCAUGCUUCGUAGUAAUUUCCAAGUUUUGUAUUGUUCGGGGAGCUUUUAACAGCUGUUUCGCACAGUCGCGGCUUAAAAAAGUGGCGCGACAGAUUCGAUCCGAAAUCAACCAGUUUAAUAUAGAUAUACAAAGUUAAUCCCAAUUGUAUUUCUUUAUAGCGAUAGAAUAUCGACAGAAGCUGCAAGAAGCGACUUAUUGGCAUUGUAUUUGUAUACAUGCGACUGUAAGCACAUCUGUCCAGAGUCUAAGUGAUAUACAGGAGUCAUUUGUUGUUAAAUGAGCUUUUUGGCGUUGUCAUAGCGAUGAAGUUUCCAUUUGGUUAGAGCGAGUCAUUCGCAAAGCAUUUGCCGAACAAUAACAACUACGGCCAAAUAUCAGACAAUUUGACCAAUAAAAUUUCUUAAAUAACCUUCACAUAUUUAUUCCUCUGUGUUCCUUAAUACUUUCAAAAGAACUCUGCAAGCGCACAUAUUUUUAUUCAACUGGAAAAAGCUUUUUAAGUAUAUUUUAUACUGGCGCAGUAAUAUAACAAUAAAUAAGUAUGUAUUUUUAGUGUUUCAUGCUGUAGUCUGCGAUAAACAUAUGUAAAAGCACUUCAAAGUAGACGGGAAUUAAUUUCCCUGGGUUUUAUUUUUAAAUCUAACUAAGGAUAUAAAAUGUGUCUAAAGGUUAUACGUGAGAAAGUUUUUUGCUGUUGUGUUAAGGCGGAAAAGAGCGGAUUGAAUGAGGCGUCAUUUUACGAAUAUUCAGAUGCAGCCUCAAAGUACUUUAACGACCAAAUUGGCCAAUUGAGCGAAGGGGUCAGUUUCACCAUUACCGGAACUUUAGCAGUUAACUGCGAGAGGUUCUCCAUCAACCUUGUUCAUAAUAAUGAGAGGCGAGAUGUUGCUCUUCACAUUAAUCCUCGGUUACCACAGAACUAUAUUGUUCGUAACACCAAAGUACAUGACAUAUGGGGCAGCGAGGAAGUCUCAUCGGCAUUGCCCUUUCUCUUAAGUCGCGGUGACAAGUUUUCAAUUCAAGUGCUUGUUACUGAGGCAUGCUAUAUGAUAUCAGUAAAUGGCCAGCAUUUUGCAAGUUACACUCAUCGAAUCCCUUAUAGGGAUAUAUGCAUUCUAGAAGUCAAAGGUGAUGUCAGCAAUGUGGAAAUGCUGCGUACCUUGGUGUUAAACUACCCUGAACGAUUACCGGAGACAACGACAAAAGACAUUGAGCUCCACAUAGAUGAUGAGUUUGAUGAAAUCGACGCCAGCGUCGAGGAGGCUGUCAAAAUACCUCAUGAGUGGUGCCUUAUCAGAGCACCGAUCACACAGUCGGACGGUUCACCAAAGAGUAGCCACAGUUCUAACGAGCUUGGGUUAACCUUACCAUAUUAUGGCACACUGCCGCCAAAUUCAUUGGUCGAAGGCCGAUGCCUAAAGAUUGAAGGGCGAGUGCGCUUGCUGCCACACUCCUUCUACAUAAACUUACAAAAGGGUCAGGAUAUAUGGCCCCAUCCUGUCAUAGCAUUCCACUUAAACCCACGCUUUUCAAAAGCAAGUAGUGGAGCUAUAGGAAAGGCCGUAGUCUGUCGCAAUGCCUGGUUCGAUGGUGGCUGGGCACUAGAGGAACGUUCUGAAUUUGACACAAACUUCCGUCCUGGUCGAACAUUCAGUUUGGCCAUUGUUUGUACAAAAACCGCCUAUGAGGUAUAUGUGGAUCGGCAAUUUAUGACUGAUUUUAAAUAUAAGGUCAGUCCUUCGGUGGUUGAUACCGUCUACAUACAAGGUGAUGUAAAACUGUGGAAUGUAACUCUGGAACAAAAUCACUUGAUUAAAGGCAGGAAAGUACGAGUCUAUCACAAUCCUUUGUGCACUGACGAGUAUUAGCCGUAAGUGGAUUUACUUGUUAUUGUUUUUAUAGUCACUAAGCGACAAUAAUUAACAGCAAGGUUUUAUUAAUAAGCAUUGUGAAAAAAUUAUUUUUAAAUAAAAGUUACUGAAAGAUUUUCUAA
Drosophila eugracilis is the source of this 2108-nucleotide messenger RNA. Its product is annotated as galectin-8. The coding region runs from base 772 to 1983 and encodes 403 amino acids. NCBI's taxonomy places the organism in Eukaryota, Metazoa, Arthropoda, Insecta, Diptera, Drosophilidae. The record is from RefSeq and is a predicted model, not a curated record. Gene Ontology annotation, molecular function: carbohydrate binding. The transcript has 3 exons.